Messenger RNA from Brienomyrus brachyistius, 1002 nucleotides. RefSeq names its product putative C-type lectin domain family 20 member A. NCBI's taxonomy places the organism in Eukaryota, Metazoa, Chordata, Actinopteri, Osteoglossiformes, Mormyridae. The coding region runs from base 1 to 1002 and encodes 333 amino acids. The transcript has 5 exons. The record is from RefSeq and is a predicted model, not a curated record.
AUGGAUGGUGACUGGUCUCAGGGGCUCCCUGUUACACUGGAAGUCCACCACCAGCUCCUUUGUCUUACUGAUGUUGAGCUGCAGGUUGUUCUCCCUGCAUCACAAGACCUCUGGGGGUCCAAGGUCAACUGGCCGCCGAACCCCCCCAGGCAUACUAACAUUACUGAAAACAGAAAAGAGUGGACAUGCUUGCUAAAAGCUCCCACCUAUAAAGAUGGAAUAAAUGCUACCUGGAACUUCACCUGGAUUAACCAACAUAGGAAUUGGUCUGAUGCUCAGAGCUACUGCAGAUACAAUUACACAGACCUGGCCACUGUGAGGAAUCAAGAAGAUAAUGACUUGAUACAUACAAUGGUUACAAAUGGCACUUGGGUAUGGAUUGGGUUGUUCCAGGAUACAUGGGAAUGGUCAGACCUGUCAAACUCCUCAUUCCGUAACUGGAAAAAUGGCCAAAAUGAUUAUGUGAAUAACGCAUGUGCUUUAGCUCAGGUCACCUGGCCUGGGACAUGGGAUGUGACUCCAUGUGUUGAACAGCAUCCAUUCAUAUGCUAUGAUGAUUGCCUGAUUUUGGUAAACAGAACGAUGACCUGGAAUGUAUCGCUGAAUUACUGCAGAACACACUAUUUUGACCUGGCCUCUGUCCAAAACAAGGAGAUCCAGUACUGGGUCAGUAGGAGAGCUGAGAAGGCCUCCACUGAUCAUGUCUGGCUGGGGCUGCGCUUCUCCUGCUCCCCUAAUUUCUGGUUCUGGGUCAGUUCAGAAAAUGUCAGCUAUCAGACCUGGCCCCCAAACAACAUAUCCAACAGUAACUUGUGUGAAACCACAGGGGCAGUACAAUCUGGAAACCCAGAUUAUUGGGUCAGCCUGCCUGAGACGGAGGAGCUCAACUUCAUGUGUUCCAUAUGUCCAAGUAAGGUUGAUCUAGGUUCACAGGGGAACAAUGCCAAUCCUGCACAAGCUGAGCAGAACAAAUAUGCAACAUGUCUAUUCUGUUUUACAUAA